AUGAGCAGGCCAGGAGAUUGGAACUGCAGGUCAUGCCAGCACCUCAACUUCCAAAGGAGGGACUCCUGCCAACGUUGUGGGGAAUCUCGGUCAGGUGACUUUGGUGGCUACGGUGGGAGGGGUGGCUCCUCGUUUGGGUUCACCACUGGCUCGGAUGUUCGACCUGGCGACUGGUACUGCACUGCUGGAAACUGUGGCACCCACAAUUUUGCUAGCCGUUCCAACUGCUUCAAAUGUGGUGCAUUCAAGGAUGACUCUGCUGGAGGUUUUGACUGUGACAUCCCACGUUCAAGAGGAUUUGGGGGUAAUCGAUCCUCAUGGAAAUCUGGCGACUGGAUUUGUACCAGGUCAGGAUGCAAUGAGCACAAUUUUGCUAGCCGGAUGGAAUGUUUCAAAUGCAGUGCCCCAAGGGACUUUAACAAUAGAACUUCAUACUAA
Messenger RNA from Durio zibethinus, 438 nucleotides. Lineage: Eukaryota; Viridiplantae; Streptophyta; Magnoliopsida; Malvales; Malvaceae. The record is from RefSeq and is a predicted model, not a curated record.